Spodoptera exigua (beet armyworm) is the source of this 5580-nucleotide messenger RNA. NCBI's taxonomy places the organism in Eukaryota, Metazoa, Arthropoda, Insecta, Lepidoptera, Noctuidae. The record is from the annotation of a GenBank genome assembly.
UAUAGUGAAACAAAGUUACGUGUACUUGAGUGUAUUUUAUUAGAUCUUCUUUUAUUUGUCUCGUUUUUGUUGUGGAUUUUGUGUUUAGUGCAUACAUUUCGGAACAUUGUUAAAGUACUCUUGAAUAUUGACAGACUCCAAUUCUUCUCAUAUCAUCGUUACUAGCGAAAUAAGAUCAUGAGAUGGCGGUCGACGUGCGAAUACUGACGGCGACAUUGCUACUACUCGCCGCGGCCACAACCGGACAACAAGAUCGAUGUGGCUAUAUGGUUGAAAUACCCAGGCCACCGAGGCCUGACUUCCCACCACAAAGUUUUGACGGAUUGACAUGGGCUCAACGGCCACUGUUACCAGCUGAAGAUCGCGAAGAAGUGUGCCUCAACGAGUAUUCACCUGAUGUCUUCAAUCCUAACAUUGGUCACCAGACUAUCUACAUGGAGGAGGAGAUCGAAGAGCACGUGGCCAUUGCCAAACUUAACUAUCGAGGUAACAACGUUCCUGAAGUGAGAAUGCCGUUCAUUUUCGGUGCAGCCCACAUGCUAGGUGCAGUCAUUCGUAGAUAUCCUGAUGAUGAUGGAGACUGGCAUCUUGUUAUUACUCAAAGGCAGGACUAUGAAACUCCUGAAAUGCAGCUAUACAUGUUCGAGGUCAGAGUGGACGGUGAGCCGCUGGUUGUAAGGGUGACUCUGCAUAUUGUGAACAUCGAUGACAACACACCUGUCAUUGAGAUGUUAGAGCCUUGCAGCAUACCGGAACUUGGUGAACCAGGUGUUACACAGUGCAAAUACGUCGUGAGGGAUGCAGAUGGUAGGAUUAGUACAAGUGUGAUGAAAUUUGAAAUAGAAAGCGAUAGAGGUGAUGAACUCACAUUCGAACUGAUCAGAGAGAAUAUCCCAAGCGAGUGGAUGUGGGUGUAUAUGGUACUUGAAGUGAAAAAGUCUCUUGAUUACAAAGCGAAUCCUCUACACAUAUUCAGAGUUACGGCUUUGGACUCGUUACCAAACAAACGUACAGUCACCAUGAUGGUUGAAGUAGAGAAUGUGGAACACAGAAACCCUGAGUGGAUGGAGAUUUUUGCCGUGCAACAGUUUGAUGAGAAACGAGAGAUGUCGUUCACAGUCAGGGCUGUAGAUGGUGACACGGGAAUCAAUAAACCUAUAUUCUAUCGUAUAGAGACUGAAGAAAGAGACAAAGAAUUCUUCAGUAUUGAGACUAUAGGGGAAGGCAGACAAGGUGCCAUCUUUCACGUAGCUGCUAUAGACAGAGACGAACUGAAAAGAGACAUGUUCAAUGUUGCAAUAAUUGCAUAUAAGUAUGGCGACAAUGACGAAGAAGGUAAACCAUCAUUCGAGACCACAGCAAAUGUCGUGAUUAUAAUUAACGAUAUCAAUGAUCAAAGACCAGUCCCCUUCCAAAAGGAAUACACCAUUUCCAUAGAGGAAGAAACUGCUAUGACACUGCGUUUAGAAAACUUUGGUUUUCAUGACCGCGAUAUUGGUCCCCACGCACAGUACUCAGUUCGCUUAGAGAGCAUACAACCAGACAAUGCUCAUACAGCCUUCUACAUCGCCCCUACAGAAGGCUACCAGGAGCAGGAGUUUAUCAUAGGUACAGUACACCAUCACAUGUUGGAUUAUGAAGACGAUAACUACAGACCUGGAAUAAAGCUGAGGGCAAUAGCAACUGACAAAGAUGAUAACAGACACACUGGAGAAGCGAUUAUUAACAUAAAUCUGAUCAAUUGGAAUGAUGAACUACCUGGAUUUAAGAAAGAUAGCUACGAUGCGACAUUUCCCGAGACAGUUAAAGCUGGCUUUCACGUUGGCACAUACCUGGCUACAGACGAUGACAUUGGUGACGUAGUCGAGCACAGGAUAUUGGGCAAUGCUGGAAACUUCCUGACGAUUGAUAUGCUUUCUGGAGACGUCUUCGUGACAAAGAACGAUAGCUUUGAUUACCACAGACAGAAUGAAAUCUUUGUACAGAUUGAAGCUGUUGAUACACUGGGUUUACCUCAAAACAGGGCUACAACACAGCUGGUGAUACAUUUAGAAGACAUCAACAACACACCACCUACACUUCGACUGCCUCGUCAAAGUCCAAGUGUAGAAGAGAACGUUAAAGACGGACACUUGAUAACCCAAGGACUAACAGCGUCCGAUCCCGACACCACGGCUGAUUUAAUUUUCGAGAUCGAUUGGGACGCCUCGUACGCUACGAAGCAAGGCAUGAAUGCACCCCCCAUUGAAGAGUACCAUAAUUGCGUAGAAAUCCUGACGGUGUACCCAGAUGCUGACAAUCGCGGGUACGCUGAGGGACACUUGGUGGCACGUGAGAUCAGAGACGGCGUGACGAUCGAUUACGAGGAGUUUGAAGUUCUGUACCUCGUUGUUAGGGUCAUAGAUCGCAACACCGUCAUAGGGGACGACUAUGAUGAAGCAAUGUUGACAGUGACAAUAAUUGACAUGAAUGACAACCGGCCAUUAUGGGUGGCGGGCACGCUGGAGCAAACACUGCGAGUGCGCGAGAUGGCCGACCAAGGUGUCGUCAUCGGUUCACUGCAGGCCACUGAUAUCGACGGCCCUCUCUACAACCGCGUCCGUUACACCAUGACCCCCAUAAAAGAUACACCAGACGACCUGGUGGCGAUCGACUACAUCACCGGUCAGCUGACCGUCAACAAGGGGCAAGCAAUUGAUGCAGACAUUCCACCACGCUUCCAUCUGUAUUACAAGGUCAUCGCCAGUGACAAGUGCUCUCUUGACGAAUUCUUCACACAAUGUCCGGACGACCCAAUGUUCUGGAAAACCGAGGGAGAGAUAGCGAUCCAGAUAACAGAUACGAACAACAAAAUCCCACACGCGGAAACUGACCAAUUUCCUACUGAAAUUCGGAUUCCCGAGGAUACAAUUAAUGGCACCGAAAUCACCAAGAUCAUAGCCAGCGACCUGGACAGGGAUCGGCCGAACAACGUCGUGACGUACAGAAUCAACUACGCAUUCAACCAUAGGCUAGAGAACUUCUUCGCAGUGGACCCUGACACUGGCAUCCUGAGAGUACACUUCACAACUAGUGAAGUCUUGGACAGGGAUGGCGAAGAACCGGAGCAUAGAAUCAUCUUCACAAUCGUUGACAACUUGGAAGGCGCUGGAGAUGGCAAUCAGAAUACGAUCUCCACGGAAGUGCGUAUUAUAUUGCUUGAUGUAAAUGACAAUAAGCCGGAACUACCACCUUCUGUUGGCGAAUUCUGGACCGUUUCUGAGGGUGAACUACAGGGUCGUCGUAUUCCGCCCGAGAUCCACGCACAUGACAGAGACGAACCGUUCAAUGACAAUUCUCGUGUCGAAUACGCUAUCCAAUCAAUCAAAUUGACCAAUAGGAACGUAGAACUUCCCCAAGAUCCAUUCAAGAUUAUAACAAUUAAUGAUUUCGAAGAAUGGAAAUUUGUUGGAGAGCUGGAGACUACGAUGGACCUUAGAGGAUACUGGGGCACGUACGAUGUCGAAAUACAUGCGUUUGACCACGGUGUCCCGAGCCUCAGUUCAUACGAGACGUAUCAACUAACCGUCAGACCAUACAACUUCCAUUCACCAGAGUUUGUCUUCCCAACAGCUAACUCAAAAAUCAGGCUUGCCAGGGAGCGUGCUAUAGUCAAUGGUAUGCUGGCUCUGGCAAAUAUCGCGAGCGGAGAGUUCCUCGACCGCCUCUCUGCCACCGAUGAAGAUGGAUUACACGCAGGCGAAGUAACUUUCUCUAUAGUUGGAAACGAUGAAGCAGAGCAGUACUUCCAUGUGGUGAAUGAUGGUGACAAUUCAGCGAUGCUCACGCUGAAGCAAGCUUUGCCCGAUGGCGUCCAGCAGUAUGAGUUGGUUAUCCGAGCUACUGAUGGCGGUACGGAGCCAGGGCCCAGGUUCACCGACUGCGCUGUCACUGUGGUGUUUGUGUUGACACAGGGAGAACCCGUGUUCUCGGAAAACACAGUCACUAUCCGUUUCUUAGAAAAGGAUGCUGGUAUGGCUGAGAGGAUCCAGCUGCCCGAAGCUGUGGACCCCAAAAACUACGAGUGCACGGUAGACUGCCAUGACGUCUACUACAGUAUCACUGACGGUAACGAUGAUGGCCACUUCGCUGUAGACCCGGAAACUAACGAGAUCUAUUUGGUGAAGGAGCUGGACCGCAGCGAACGCGACCAGCACAGAAUAGUGGUGGCCGCUGCCAACACUCCUGGAGUCACCAACGCCAUGCCAUCCUCACUUCUCACCGUCACCAUCAACGUACGAGAAGCCAACCCUAGACCGGUCUUCAGCAGAGAACUUUACACAGCAGGCAUCUUAAACACAGAUAAUAUAAACAGGGAACUCGUUUAUCUGUCGGCAACACACUCAGAAGGGCAUCCCAUAACGUUCUCAAUAGACUGGCAAACCAUGGUAGUGGACGAGUCCUUGCAGAAUGUGGAGGGGGAUGCCUUCAACAUCAACUCUGAGACCGGAGUGAUAUCGCUGAACUUCCAGCCAACAUCAGCCAUGCAUGGCAAUUUCCAUUUCGAAGUGGUGGCUACCGAUACAGAGGGAGCGAGUGAUCGAGCUGAAGUGACAAUCUUCAUGAUAUCAACGCGCGUUAGAGUAGCCUUCCUGUUCUACAACUCGGAGGCUGAAGUUAACGCGAGAAGGGAUUUCGUCGCUCAAACCCUCUCCACCGGCUUCGGUAUGACGUGUAACAUAGACAGCGUGCUGCCGGCUACCGAGGCUAACGGCGUGAUACGAGAAGGAUUCACAGAAGUCCAGGCUCACUUCAUACGAGACAAUCUGCCGGUGCCAGUCGAAUAUAUUGACGAAUUGUUUACGGAUAUCAACCGAAUACGUGAUAUCCAGGAAGUGUUGAGAACUCAGGAGUUGUCAUUACUGGAUUUGGCGGCGGGAGGAACAACGGUACUGCCCGGAGGGGAGUAUGCCCUGGCGGUCUACAUCCUCGCGGGUAUAGCGGCCUUCCUCGCCGUCAUCUGCCUCUCUCUCGUCAUCGCUUUCUUCAUCAGGAACCGAACACUAAAUCGGCGCAUCGAAGCCCUUUCAACGACCAACCAGGAUCAGACCAUGGACUCUGACCUCAACCACGCUGCAGUCGCCGCGCCAAACACCAACAAACACGCGGUAGAGGGUUCCAAUCCUAUCUGGAACGAGAAUAUCAAAGCACCUGACUUUGACUCGAUUAGCGAAAUGUCCAAUGACUCGGAUCUGAUCGGAAUUGAAGAUUUACCGCAGUUCAGAGACGACUACUUCCCGCCCACAAACGAGGCUGCGAAUCCGAAUUUUUCACCUCGUCAUAUAGCGAACCAAGAAAACAACUUCGGCUCGAACUCAACCCCCUUCAGCCCCGAGUUCGCGAACUCCCAGUUUAGAAGAUAAAUUAUUAUACCUUUAUAAGUUGCAUAGUCUAUUAUACAUUUAUUUAUAAAUCUAACAAAAUGUACAUUAAUAUCAAUAUAUUGUACAAAAUAAUAUACUCGUAAAGUACCUAUAAGUGUAAUAUUUUUUAUAGCAAUAAAAACAUUUAAUAUAUAUUUGAUUAAUGUUUUCAUUUUAC